Molecule: messenger RNA, 940 nt
Organism: Lotus japonicus
Lineage: Eukaryota; Viridiplantae; Streptophyta; Magnoliopsida; Fabales; Fabaceae
Product: CASP-like protein 1B1
Exons: 3
Coding region: 74-661 (195 amino acids)
Source: RefSeq, a predicted model, not a curated record
UCCCAUUUGCAUCAUCACCAUUAAUCAUUUUUUUCACUUCCUGAACUAGUAAUCAUAUACUCUAGCUAGCACAAUGGCCUCAGAAAAUGCAGAAAAACUUGAGCUUGGUUCAAGUGCUGUUCCUGAUCAGACCAAGCCAAAGAAGGAUUGGAUCCUUUUGUCUCUCAGGGUGGUUGCACUUUUGGCCACUGCAUCUGCCACACUUGUUAUGGCACUCAAUAAACAAUCCAAAAACUUGGUGGUUGCAACCAUUGGUACCAAUCCAAUAACAGCUACAAUCUCUGCAAAGUUUCACCAUACUCCAGCUUUUGUGUUCUUUGUUAUAGCUAAUGGAAUUGCCAGCGUUCAUAACAUGGUGGUCAUAGCGUUGGAUUUUUUAGGACCCCGGUUUGAUAACCAAGGACUUUAUCUUACACUGAUUGCAAUAUUUGACAUGAUGAUUAUGGCUCUUGCAUCAGCCGGGGAUGGUGCAGCAGCAUUCAUGUCAGAAUUGGGAAGGAAUGGUAAUUCACAUGCAAGGUGGGCCAAGAUAUGUGACAAAUUUGGAACCUACUGCAACAGAGGUGGUGGUGCCCUAAUUGCCUCUUUCAUUGGCAUCAUUCUCCUCCUCAUUAUCACAGUGAUGUCCAUCACCAAGCUGCUCAAACUAAAUCGCAUUUAACAACGUAGUAUGUUUGUAUAUGCGUUCAAGUUGGCCAAAAUCACAUUCACUAAAAAUGACACAAGAUACAUGAAUUGGUCAAAAACACAUUCAAACAGUCUUAGAAUGUGAGCUGAGAGAUAUGCAAGCACAUUCAAUUAUCAUGCAUGCAUCUAAUGUUCUAUGUGUAUUUUUUUUUCUUUUGUUCAUCCUGCUUCUGUAUUGGCCAGUUUGAGUGACAGGUUAUGAUGUAUCCAACUUAUGUCAAUUUAUUGCAUGUUUAGAUUUGCUUUGAGUUCA